Molecule: messenger RNA, 1592 nt
Organism: Mercurialis annua (annual mercury)
Lineage: Eukaryota; Viridiplantae; Streptophyta; Magnoliopsida; Malpighiales; Euphorbiaceae
Exons: 5
Coding region: 212-1327 (371 amino acids)
Source: RefSeq, a predicted model, not a curated record
ACUGAAUAAAAAAAAAACAAAAAAAUUGUACCCACAAAAUAACUAUUUUAAUUAUUAGUAUUCAUCUGUCUGUAAACGAAAACAACUAUACACUUCUUCUGGUCUCUACAAAAGAAUGUUCUUCCUCUUUAAGUAACAGUUUAGUGGAGCGUUUUUGGGAGAAAUUGAACGCAUAAUCAAGCAGAUUGCUGCUUAGCGCUUAUACCGUAAUAUGGGAGGGGUGACUUCUUCUAUGGCAGCUAAGUUUGCCUUCUUCCCACCAAGUCCUCCGUCUUACAAGCUAAUUACUGAUGAAGCUACUGAACUUUUGCUUCUUGACCACUUUCCUCACCGGGAAAAUGUCGACGUGUUGCGGUUGCCGACUCGGAAAGGAAGUGAGAUCGUUGCUGUUUAUGUUAGAUACCCUAUGGCUACUUCUACUUUGCUUUAUUCUCAUGGUAAUGCUGCUGAUAUUGGCCAGAUGUAUGAGCUUUUCAUCGAAUUGAGUGUUCAUCUUCGUGUUAAUCUUAUGGGGUAUGACUACUCUGGCUAUGGACAAUCAACAGGAAAGCCCAGUGAGCACAAUACUUAUUCCGAUAUCGAAGCUGCUUAUAAGUGUCUUGAAGAGAGCUAUAAUACAAAACAGGAGAAUAUCAUCCUUUAUGGCCAAUCCGUUGGUAGUGGUCCUACUUUGGAUCUUGCUGCACGUUUGCCGCGUUUAAGAGCUGUGGUCCUGCAUAGUCCUAUACUUUCAGGACUAAGGGUCAUGUAUCCUGUGAAGCGCACGUACUGGUUCGAUAUCUAUAAGAACAUAGACAAGAUUCCAUUGGUGAAGUGUCCUGUGCUAAUAAUCCAUGGAACUUCUGAUGAAGUAGUCGACUGUUCUCAUGGCAAGCAGCUUUGGGAACUGUGUCGGGAGAAAUACGAGCCACUGUGGGUCAAAGGAGGAAAUCACUGUGAUCUAGAGCUGUAUCCUGAGUAUCUUAAGCAUCUAAAGAAGUUCAUAUCAACGGUUCAGAAACCACCUUCACGAAGAAAUAUGUCUAGAAGAAGUACAGAUGGGAAUGAACAGCCUAGAAGGAGUACAGAUUGUUUUGAAGCUCCAAGAAGGAGUACAGAUCGGAGGGAGAAGCCGAGAAGAAGUACUGAUGAGAGAACCGAUAAACUAAAGUUUCACGAAUACAAGUUUACUCAUAUUGAGAAAUUAGAUAAGCUACGGAUUCCCUUUGACCAAAUGGAGAGGUCAAGGAGAAGUGUUGAAUAUCACGAUAAAUCAAGACGGAGUGUCGAUGUACAGCUAGAAAAAGGGCGGAAGAGCGUCGACUGGGUGGAUAGAAUUCGUUCCUGAUGAGAAUACUAAUUGGGUUGUAUAAUUUGUGUACUAGAUUGGUUUUAGGGGGGGGAGGAGGGAACAGGAAAGUGGGGAAUUAUUUGGUAUAUUUAACUUGUUAUUUCAGAGUGUGGAUUUGGUCAUUAGAGUUGCAUAAGUAGAGUGUAAUGGGUGGGAUUAAUAUACUGGGUGGUGGGAUUUGUUUGUUCUUGAUUGUUAAUGGAGAUUUCUAACCUGUCUACUCUCUUUGUUUAAAGGAAAUGAAGAUCAUAACUCUCUAUUA